Messenger RNA from Oncorhynchus mykiss (rainbow trout), 2567 nucleotides. It is a transcript of the gene gabrp, whose product is annotated as gamma-aminobutyric acid type A receptor subunit pi. The record is from RefSeq and is a predicted model, not a curated record. Gene Ontology annotation, molecular function: transmembrane signaling receptor activity; extracellular ligand-gated monoatomic ion channel activity. NCBI's taxonomy places the organism in Eukaryota, Metazoa, Chordata, Actinopteri, Salmoniformes, Salmonidae. Gene Ontology annotation, biological process: monoatomic ion transmembrane transport. Gene Ontology annotation, cellular component: membrane.
CCUGUUGAGAUUGGGAUGAGUCUGGAUAUCGCCAGCAUUGAUGCCAUCUCAGAAAUCAAUAUGGACUACACAGCCACUAUCUUCCUGCGUCAGCGUUGGAGGGACUCCCGACUGGUGUUCCCAGGGAAUGAGAGUGUGAGUGUGGAUGGACGACUAGUCUCCCUCCUCUGGAUCCCAGACACCUUCAUUCCAGACUCCAAACGCUCCUUCCUGCAUGACGUCACCGUGGAGAACCGUCUCAUACGGAUCUUCAGCAACGGGACCGUUCUCUAUGCUCUACGAAUAACAGCGACCAUCGCCUGCAACAUGGACCUAACCAAGUACCCAAUGGACAGACAGGUGUGCACCCUGCAGCUGGAGAGCUGGGGCUACAACCUACAGGAUGUAAUAUUCUACUGGACUAGAGGGAAUGACUCAGUGAAGGGUCUGGACACACUGCGCCUUGCCCAGUACAGUAUUGAGAGUUACUACACAUCUGUUUCUGAGGCUGUCUAUGAGACAGGGCUGUACCCGAAGCUGGUGCUCCACUUUGCUCUGCGCAGGAACGUGUUGUUCUUUAUCCUGGAGACAUACGCCCCUUCUACUCUGUUGGUGGUGCUCUCCUGGGUCUCCUUCUGGAUCAGCCAAUCAUCUGUCCCUGCACGCACCUGCAUCGGUGUGACCACAGUACUGACGAUGACUACUCUCAUGAUGGGUGCCCGUACCUCUCUCCCCAACGCCAACUGUUUCAUCAAGGCCAUAGACGUGUACCUGGGCAUCUGUUUCACGUUCAUCUUUGGGGCGCUGCUGGAGUACGCCUGCGCCCACUUCUGUACCGUGCAGCACCAAACCGUAGGAGACAUACACAGGGAGCUCCUUCAGGAGUUUGAUGACUCCAACGGAAACGGUACCAUGCCCGUGGUCAGCUCCAGCCAACCAAAUCAGGUCCUGGAGCUAGGCUCCACCCAAAAGGAUCUUGUUGAUCAAUCGGGGACGAGUGUCAGCGAGGCCGAGGCUACAGAGAAGAAGCCGGAGAAGGGGUGUGGCCUGACGUCGUUUAAGAACGCGGCGCGGCGUGCGUUGUCUGUGUUUAACAUAGAGAACCCUCACAACAUCGACCGCCAUGCUCGCACCAUGUUUCCCCUCACCUUCCUGGCGGUUAAUGUCUUCUACUGGCUCUAUUAUCUCUUCAUCUGAUCUGAGUAGCACACAUCCCAUCAUCUGAUCUGAUCUGAGUAGCACACAUCUCUUCAUCUGAUCUGAUCUGAGUAGCACACAUCUCUUCAUCUGAUCUGAGUAGCACACAUCCCAUCAUCUGAUCUGAUCUGAGUAGCACACAUCCUAUCAUCUGAUCUGAGUAGCACACAUCUCUUCAUCUGAUCUGAGUAGCACACAUCAAAUAAUCUGAUAUGAUCUGACCAGUACACAUCUCUGAUCUGACCUGGGUAGCACACAUCUCUUCAUCUGAUCUGAGUAGCACACAUCCCAUCAUCUGAUCUGAUCUGAGUAGUACACAUCUCUUCAUCUGAUCUGAUCUGAGUAGCACACAUCUCUUCAUCUGAUCUGAGUAGCACACAUCCCAUCAUCUGAUCUGAUCUGAGUAGCACACAUCUCUUCAUCUGAUCUGAGUAACACACAUCCCAUCAUCUGAUCUGAGUAGCACACAUCUCUUUAUCUGAUCUGAGUAGCACACAUCCCAUCAUCUGAUCUGAUCUGAGUAGCACACAUCCCAUCAUCUGAUCUGAUCUGAGUAGUACACAUCUCUUCAUCUGAUCUGAGUAGCACACAUCAAAUCAUCUGAUAUGAUCUGAGUAGUACACAUCUCUGAUCUGGGUAGCACACAUCUCCUCAUAUGAUCUGAGCAGUACACAUCUCUGAUCUGAUCUGAGUAGCACACAUCUCUUCAUCUGAUCUGAGCAGUACGCAUCUCUGAUCUGAUCUGAGUAGCACACAUCAAAUCAUCUGAUCUGAGCAGUACACAUCUCUGAUCUGAUCUGAGUAGCACGCAUCUCUUGAUCUGAUCUGAGUAGCACGCAUCUCUUGAUCUGAUCCGAUCUGAGUAGCACACAUCUCUUCAUCUGAUCUGAAUAGCAUACAUCUCUUGAUCUGAUCUGAAUAGUUCACAUCUCAUCAUCUGAUCUGAUCCGAAUGGCCCCCUAUUUCCUAUGAGGUGCACUACUUUUGACCAAAGCCCAGUAGUGCACUAUAUAUUGCGUCCAAAAUGGCCCCCUAUUUCCUAUGAGGUGCACUACAUUUGACCAAACCCCAGUAGUGCGCUAUAUAGGGACUGUGUCCAAAAUGGCCCCCUUUUUCCUAUGUAGGGCACUACUUUGACCAACACCUAUAGAGAAGGACCCUGGUCAAAAAUGGUGCACUACACUCUUAGAAAAAAAGGUGCUAGCUAGAACUUUAAAGGGUUCUUAAGUUGUCUACAUAGGAGGACCCAUUGAAGAACCCUUAUUGGUUUAAGGUAGAACCUUUUUGGUUCCUGGUAAAACCCCUUUGGGUUCCAUGUAUAGUUAAUUCAGAAAGUAUUCAGAUCCCUUGACAUAUUACACAUUUUGUUACAUUACAGCCUUAUUCUAAAA